This is a messenger RNA of Schizosaccharomyces osmophilus, 654 nucleotides long. It is a transcript of the gene cue1, whose product is annotated as Hrd1 ubiquitin ligase complex, CUE domain protein Cue1. Bases 1 to 654 code for a protein of 217 amino acids. The record is from RefSeq and is a predicted model, not a curated record. The transcript has a single exon. NCBI's taxonomy places the organism in Eukaryota, Fungi, Ascomycota, Schizosaccharomycetes, Schizosaccharomycetales, Schizosaccharomycetaceae. Gene Ontology annotation, molecular function: ubiquitin binding.
AUGCAAACUGAGCAAGUUGCAGGAUGCGCAGUACUCAUAACUGUUGCUGCUUUAACUAUCCGGUGGAUUUUUUCUACAGACAAGUCUUCGCACACAAAUGUUCAUAAUCCUGGUGCUUUAGAUUCCGGUCAUGCAGUGAACAGUGAGCAAGUAAAUAUGAUCAAAUCAGUAUUUCCUAAUAUUGAGACUUCGGCUAUCGCUUACGAUUUGCAAAAAACUGGGAGUGUUGAUGCUACUAUUGAAAAUGCGAUUGCUUCUCAGAAUUUACCUCUGCCUCCACGAGAAUCAGUUCUUUACACUCGCUUCCCUCUAACACCUGGUUCUGAUUUAAAUAAUCAUGCAUUGGUGACUAAUAGUGCAAAUCGUGAAGAAGCUGCUCAGACUGGGCAAAGUCCAGAUGGUGUAGGAAGUGCAUCAACGUUAGAUGCCUCUAAGAGCCUCAUUGAUAAGUAUGGACUUUCUUCUCGACUUAAAGACACAAGUAGCUCUUCAUCAUCAUCACCCUCGAAGAAUGUAUCCGUUCAUGUUUACCGUCAAAAGUUUCCCAACUCGAAGAAAGAGAGGGAAGAGCUUUUUCGUCGGCGCAAGGAAGAAAUGAUAAUUGCUGCUCGUAAACGAAUGGAAGAAAAAAUUGUAGUUGGUGAUGAUGCUUGA